Messenger RNA from Lactuca saligna, 450 nucleotides. The record is from the annotation of a GenBank genome assembly. Lineage: Eukaryota; Viridiplantae; Streptophyta; Magnoliopsida; Asterales; Asteraceae.
AUGGGUAGGCGUAAGAGGCUAUGCACCACCUCAACUGAUAUCCCUAUUGGAAGUGAGAUACAUGAACAAAGUUCUGAGUUUUCUGCAACUGAUAUCCCUAUUGAAGGAGAUCAAUCAAGUGCUCAAAAGAAAGUAAGGGGUUAUACUCAAAAGCCCGAGACAUGGAACAUGAGUAGCUCCAGAAAAAUAGUAGUGACAUUUAAUAGGUUCGGAAAACCGGUAGGAGAUGAAGGAAAUGAACUCGUACAAUACCUUGGGACCUUUGUGAGGAUGGCUAAUCAUGUCGGAAUAGAUUAUGAUAAUUGGAGGAAGAUCCCUAUACAGAAGAAAGAAGAUAUGUAUUCUAUGGUUAAGGCCAAGUUUGUUAUUCAUCCGACUGAAACAAGUGAAAUCAAGAAAUGGAUCCUUUUUAGCAUGGGGAAAAAUGGAGGACUUGGAAAGGUUCACUAA